AUGGCAAAUAAAAAUGUUUUCUCGUGGAUUCGGCGUUUGCCCUUUCGAAAGGUAAGUAAAUGACUUGUUUUCUUUAAGGUUCCAAUUAACCAAACCAUUAACUGGGGUUUGUAACAUGUUAACUCCAAGUUUGUGGGUGGGUCCAUAUUUAAAUUAAUAACAUGUAUCACUAGAGGGGUAGAAGCAAAUCAUUAUUGUAUUCUUAUCUCAAUGGAGUUAAAUGCUUAACUAAUUUUUCUAUAUUAAAAUCCCCAUGUUACAGCAAUUUGCAAUAAUGUUGCAGCUACAAGCCCAUCGUUUCACUCACAUCCAAUUCUGGGAGUUGUUUGUCCUUGUUCAUACAACUAGUUGUAUAUGUAUCAGAAUUAGAACUCAAUAAGUGGUUUACAUACACUAAGGUUUAGACAUAUAUUAAUUAUCGAGGAAAUUCAAUACAUUAAAAUACCACAAGACAGUGGCAGCCCAAGAUACUAAACAGGAAAUGGUAAAUGGAAAACUAAACCCGAAAGUCAAUUAAAAUUGAUGAUUUCAAAAUUCUCCAACUGGACUGUAACGACAGCUUAACUAUUUUACCUUCAAUUUUGCCAUUUGGGUUUCAAUGUACUAGAAUUCAGUGUUCAGUGGAUGAAGCCAAGUUACUCAAUAGAUUGGAAAUCUAUAUAAAACAUUUCCCAUACUAGUUACAUACAAGGUCAAUGCAAGUUUUUUUACUACUCUAGGCAAAACAACAUUUUGCUGACCCCCGCCCCCCACCACGCCAAUAUGCUACGUCCAUGGUAUGACAUCACACUGACCAUAGCGCAAUAUGCGCCGCCUGUGGUGUAUUUAAAAGAAACACUUUUAUAAACGAUCACAAAUGUAACAGGCUUCAUACAGCAAGCAGAGGUGCUUUAAGUUUUCUGGAGUUUUCCUUUAAAGGGCCACUCCAAACACCAUAACCACUACUGCUAACUACCAUUAAUGAAUUGUCAGCUGCUACUCUCAGCCAAUCUCUGCCGUCUCCUUACUGGCUGUACCAAUACUACUGCAUUAGCCGAAGAGAAGAGAAGAGGGAGAGAACGGUUACUGAUGGCACAUAUUUAGUGUUAAAUUAUUUACAAACAAUUUAACACUUAAAUAUAAGGCUGUUCCAGGGACUCCAGGCACUAUAACAACUUCAAUGCGAUUUAAGUAAACCCAUACCUUUAGGUUGUUUGUAGUAGUUUAUUGCUGGGCCCUGUGGCAGCAACGAGAUGGACUGUAAAAACUUUGGUUAGUUAGAGCAUUUUUAUUUGAAUUUAUUUGGGUUUCUAAUAGUUUUUGCCAUUUCAGGGCGCCAGACGCAAAAAAUGUGAUGACACUGAGCAGAAAGGAGAGGACCCUUCGGGUAUGUUAAAACAUUGUGUGUGUGGCUGUUAUAUCUAUCUUUGGGAAGCCUAGUAACAAUUCUCCUAGCAAGACAUUCCUUCUUCUAUAACUUUAAUAAUAGGUUUCUGUUCAUUUUUUACCAGGAAGGACACAUUCAGAUUUCUCUGGUUUGAUUGCUUCCUGCAGAGUUUGUACAAAAUAUACAAUGUUGACAUUUCUGGGACAUUAGAUUGCAGAGUUAAUAUUUUGGGGAAGGUAGAUCCAUUUGUAUAUAUUCAGACGUCGUUUCCAUCUUGUGAGUCUCUUCUAACCCCCUUACUCCUUGUAUCCCCCCACCCAUAAUGCACUACUGUCUUAGUCCAGAAAAGAUCUGGAAUGUUCCCAUUCUUUUUAAUGACAAUGCUAAGCAUAUCCCAUAAACUCAGCAGGUGUAUGUAGUUCAGCACUUGGCAGUAGUUUCAUUCACUAAUAGUCAUGAAGAAACUGUUUAUUGAGCUGCGUACUCCAUUGAUGUUUAUAACUCAAUGGAACCAGUGGUUGCCUCUCAUUUGUAAACAUAACAAAUGCUCCCCCCAAGAAAUGUAAUUUAAGUGCAUUUCAAUAUCAAUAUUUAUAUAUUGCUAUCAAAAUUUAUGUAAAAUUAAAUUACAUAUAUAUAAAGUAUAUAUUUACGUAUUAUUUUUACAUAAUAAUGUGAUUUUAUUGAUUAUAAAUUGGGGGACCUGCCUGACAACCCAGGCAGAAAGUCCAGUGAAUUCAAUUUACAAGCCCUAUAUUUAACCUUGUAACUUUCCAAAACACCGUAAAACCUGGACAUGGGGGCUACUGUUGUACUUGUGAGACUUGGCUGAAAACAAAUACGUAUGUUUUAAAAGAGUAAAUCAUUUAAUGACGAUGAUAUCAUCAGUGAAAAUGCAGCUUUUCUGUGACAAAUGCAAAUGUUUGGACAGGGUUUGUGACUAAGUGGCUCCUAAAAGAUUAGAUUUACCCCAUUUGCAAAACCCUGGGUUGUCUACGUUUGCAAAUGGUUUGCCAUGAUGGGGGUAAUUCUCAUUCCUGGCCUGCCAUACUGCCUUAAAGGCAACUAAACCAACAAAUUUCAAGGUGCAAAAACUGCAAAGGGGGAAGUACUAUAUGUAACCCUGUAACUUUCCAAAAAUCCAUAAAACCUGUAUAUGGCUAAACAUAAAUAUGUGCAUUUUAUUGCACUAAAAGUUAACAGUAUUAUGACAUUUAAAGGUAAAUGCCACAGAGAACUUUUUAAUUUCUCAAACUUUUUAUUUUAUUUUAUUCAUAUUAAAUUAUGUUUCAUACAUAAAUAGUUUAUUUUUGUGAAAUGAAAACCCUCUUUCUCUUGAACAAAAUUGUAUGUAAUACGUGUGGGUGCACUUAAUAUGAAAGAGGUAAGCUAUGGUUAAACAAUAUAUAUCUCAAAUUCAAGGUUUUGUUUUGAACAGAACUUGGAUAACUUCCUCCAUCCUUAAGGGCUUAAAAGAUAUAGGACAAGGCAGGGAAUAAUAUUAUGUUGUAGUUAUAAUUAUCAGAAGACAAAAGCAGGGAUAGGGAAACUUUGGGCACCAAAACAUUUGAGAGCACAUAACAUAUUAUGGUACAUGAAGUGUCUGAAUAAAAGUGUAUGUAUUAAAAGAUCCUAUAAUUUGUCAUGUUGCCUUACUUGUAUUGUGUGAUAUUUCAAACCAGUGAAUGAACAAUAUUGUCUGUCUACAUUGUGAUUUGACUACUGUCUUUUUUAUUAUUAUUUAUAGAGUGUCCAAUUACUCCAAACUCUCCUAAAAUUGCCAAGGGCUCAGCUGUAAAUGGUAGUUUUUCCUCAAUCGAUCUGAACUCUCCUAAACGUAUCGUAUUGGCAGCUAAUACCGAGUCAUCAAAGGACAUCCCUAAACAUGUAGCUCAACCGGAUAUUGAUAAAGUUAGGGAGCAGAUCAAACAGGAAAUUAGAAAAGAACUUAAAAUUACAGCAGGAGCCAGAAACAUGGUAAAGGCUACAACCAAGAAAAAACAUCUUGCAAAAGUCAACAAGUUUCUCAAAACAUCACAAAAAAAACUGGAUGACCUUUACAUUAAACUUCAGGAGCGCAAUGCGCAUAUUGUUGUGCCAGACGCAGAAGGUACAUUCCAAGACUUUGUGUUUCCUUGUAAUGAGUGUGUGUAUGUGCUUGUUUAUUGUAAAUAUAUUUCAAUCAUUUCCUGGAGAACAUGGAUAAAUACUAUGUUACGCAUCCAACAUGUAAAUGUAACCUACAGAUAUAUAGAGGAACGUUAGCAGUACUGUUUUUCUUUUUCUUUUUCAUUUUAUAAUCAGGUGGAUGUUUUAGAGACUUCAAACAGCAAAUCGUAACUUUGGAUCAGUUACUGCACUCGUGAUGUGCUGUAUGAGAUUGUAGACUGACUUAUAGAAAAGAUCACUUACUGAGCAUCAGAUCAGCCACAUUAUACAGCGUGAAAACGUGCAGAAUAAAAUAAAUACUGGCUGAGGAAAGCUUAGCCUUGUUAGUUUUACAGAAACAUAAAACAAAAAUUUGCAGCUUCUCCAGCGAGCUCUGUUUAGAUGGGAAAUCUCUCACCCAAACCUGGUAAUUGCAUUAUUCCCUAUGAGAGCCUAUAUGGGGGGGGGUUGUGAAAACACACAGAGUUACAAUGUGGCUUAUAGAAUGACCCCAAUUAUGUCGUGACUGGCUAUAAUAAUGGCAAUCUCACUGACAUAUAUAGAAGCUGGAAUAGUUAGUGGAUGAGUUUAUGACGUGACACCUCAAAGAGAAUACUGUUCAUACCGUCCCGUUAUGAUGUCAUCAAGCACAGGGACGUUUAGCUGCAGUGAUUUUUGUUGUUUUUGUUGAUUUUCUGCUGCUCUCAGGUUUUGUGUAGAUUACAAUAUCUUUACUUACAGAUGUUACUGUUAUUGCCUUUUUUAUUUAUUAAGUGAAACUGUCUGCCGACAUUUCUAAAUUCUGUAUUUUUUUUUUCUUGUUACUAAUUUCCGUGAUGUCCAGAGAUCUCAGCUGCUCUUAAAGAUGACACCAGCUCCCAGGCAGAUAACGUGAAGCUGACUGCUUUGCAGAAACAGCUAAGCAUUGAGCUGAAGGUGAAACAUGGAGCAGAGAUAAUGGUCGGUGCAUAUUCAAAUGGGUAUUCCAAAGUAAGUUGGUUAUAUUUAAAUAAGAGACAGAAAAAAUUCUUUAAACUUUUUUUUUUUGGUGUGGGAGUGGUGGAAACACAUUGUACAAUGCAUAAUUUUUUUCAGCCCAACAGCAUUUUAUCUGAUUUAAGCUAAUAGUAUGUUGGUGAUAUUUGUUCAUGGAAUCAAGAGAUGCGAUAGAAACUACAUUUCCAUGAGUUUGCCGACACCAUCUCAACUAUUUAGUUGAAGGCACAAGCUUUUCUUGAUCGGCCAUUAAUUAUUUUUAAUAUUUCUAAUUGCAAAGCAUGCAACCAAUGUGUAUUUAAUUUUCUAUGUAAAGAUUAUAAUGUGUAUCUUGUUCCAUAAUGCAUGUGUCUAUAAUUUAGUUUGCCUGCACAGAAGCACUGUGGUGUUUGACAUCUGGGUGAAAAUCAUUGUUUAAGGGGUAAUAAUUAGAUCAAAACAUAGUCCAUGUCUGUCCUGGGGUGUGAGCAGUCAGGGCUUAUUUCCUAGAAUAGGGUAAUUGAGGCUACACUUCUUCAUACAUCUCACUCAAUUAUCUGACUAUUCUUAUUGCUGUUACAGAAUGUCAAACAUCUUACUGCUGUCCAGAAAAUACUACAAGACAGCGAGAACAAAAUAGACAGUUUACGCAACUUAAUUCUGGAAGAAACAUCUAUCAUUAAAGGUAAAGGUUCAGUAACCUCAUAUGUAGUUUAAAAGAAGAUUUAUGGGUAACAAUGAAAACUGUUCAAAAACGGUUUGACUACUUAUAAUGGGAUCCAGGGCACUCCUGGCACCAUAACCACUACUGCAAGAUAUAACUCUCUUACAGGAAGGUAUGAGAGAGCGGUGUAUAUCCCGUAGACCUCUAUACUCCAAGGGUUUGUGAGGAAAUGUACAGAUUAUUAUUAAUGUUAUUAUAUGUAUAGCACCAGGAAAUUCUGCAGCGCUUUACAGUGGGUGGACUAACAAACAUGUAAUUGUAACCAGACAAGUUGGACACACAGCUACAGAGGGGUUGAGGGCUCUGUACGAUGAGCUUACAUUCUAGAGGGAGUGGGGUAAAGUGACACAAAAGCUAAAGGAAGUAAUGACAGUUGCAGGAGAGGAAUCAGUCGGGAGCUACUAACAGUUUAACUGAUAUGCUUUUGUGAAGAAGUGGGCUUUUAAUGAUUUUUUUGAAGGAGUGGAGACUGGGUGUGCGUCUAACGGAGAAGGGAUGGGAGUUCCACAGGAACAGUGUAGCCCUAGAAAAGUCUUGAAGGUGAGCAUCAGAGGUGGGUGUACGGACUGAAGAUAGACGUCCUCUUAGAACUGGGAGCAAAGGGAGUUAUACCAACACGUAAAUACAUUUUAUAUUAUUUACAAAACAUAUAUCUUAGACAUCUGUACAUGAGCCGGUUAAAGCAUUGGGAAUGUUACUGCCUUAGAACUGGGAGACCAAGGUUUGAAUCCUGGUUUAGACCUUGCCAGUAAGUGUCUGUGGGUAGGAUUAAUUACUGAAUGGAUGUACGUUGAGCAGAAAAUUCAUCAAACCUAAAUAUCCCCUUUCUAUAAUUGUAAACCACUGCAGAAUAUGUUGGCGCUAUAUAAGGGAUAAUAGUAAUAUCCUGAAAUAAUUUGCAAAACAUUUUACAAGAUAAAUUCUUGUUAGUCAGUCCCUUUAAAAAAUAGCUUUUAUAUCAAAUAGUUCACUGAGAGAUAUUAAAACUUACAUAUUAAGGUGGCGAUCAAAGCCUGACGUAGUGUAAAUCAAACAUACAUUCUGCUGGGUGCUUUAAGCCAUUUAUAUCAAAUCAAGAUCAGUGACCAGAAUAUUGUCAGAGAAACUAAUGACAGACACCUACCUGCAUCUGGAAAAAUUCAGAAAUCUAUGUUCACCUAGAAACAAACAGAUGGAAAACACACUUCCUGAGUCUCAUGCCAACACACCAGUCGGGAUGGUCAUCAAUGCAGACAUGAGAGGGACUUGCAGGUGCUCCUCCAAGGGAACAAAUGUGUAAAAUUCCAAAUAGUGACCUUUGGGUUGAUAGGUUCUGGGAGCAUAAUGUCUUCUUUAAGGACAUAUCAAAGCUUCUGAAUAUAAAGAGCAUUAAAAUAUAUAGAGAUAUAAUGAACAUUCUAAAAACAAGGCAGCUCUAUGAUUAACAUGACGUCAUAUGAAAGAAAACCACCUAUGGUCCUUUAAAUGGACAAUUCUUAAUUGUUCUCCGAUGAGAGCUGAAUUACUGCAAUAGUCUCCUUCGAGAAAGGCAACUUCAAAUGUGCCCAGCACUGUGAAUUUAUUCGCUAAGCAUUGUGGAAUAUCAUAUUCCAAAUGUUGACAGGCAGGUGAUGCAUGCGCAUCAAUUCUAACAGCCAUCCUGCAGGAGGUGCAUGCUUCAUUUCAGCUAUACGGUAUAUAAACAGGAUAUAUAUCUAUUGAACAUUUAUUGUGUCCCCUCCAAUACUACUGACAUUAUUAGUUUAUACAUAUAUGAGUUAUACAUGAUAUUAUGGGUUUACAUAUAAGCAUUAUUAGUGUUUGAAAAACUAAUUGAUUCUUCUAUAAAAUUAAAUAUCAUAAAGAUCUAUGAUUGGAGAUUGUGGUUCUUGUUUUAUUCUCUUUAGAAUUGAGGUGAAAAUAAUUGUAGUAUCAUUGAUCACUGUGAAUGAUAUACAAUACUUACAUUAUGUUAUGUCUAAACCUUUACAGAAGAAACAUCGUUACCAGUUCCGGAGACGGACAUUAAUAUUCUUGCCCCUUCGUUAUUGGUGACAGACGUACAGGAGCCAGAGCCGGCUGGGUAUUCACUUUAUAUCUUUCUAAUCAAUGUUGUUAGAACCUGAAGCCCUCCUAGUUCACAGUACUAUACAUGUUGAAUUAUCUAUAAGUCCGACAUAUGUUUGCCUACUGCUGUCUACACAUUUCUUAGCAUGUGUAUCAGUCACAGAUUCAUUUAUAAUGCUGUCUACAUGUUGCAUACUUGUGACAAGUAGCCAGAUCUCCUUCUCUUUGCAGGACUCUGUGAAUUCUGCAGUCUGCCAGGCAGGGUGUGAAAGUACUUUGGAUGUCACACAGGAAUGCAGAACUCUAUACGGUGCAAAAACAUAGAAAUCUGCAACCCUAGUUAUAUGUAUUAUUGGGGUGUCCUUUAAAUAAUGCACUGUAUAUAGCAGCAUCAAUGUCUAAAAUAUAAUGAGUAUAUAGAUCUGAUAAUCUGCCAUAAUAUUUUAACGAUUAAACCAGAUAAACUAUUAUUGUCUUCCUUCUGAUAGCGAUAUUCCAAACUUUGAUAUGAAACCAAUUAGCCCACCGGAUGUGGAGUUUGACUCAGAGCCACCUCCUGCUCCAAGUCAAUCAUUUCUACACAGUGAUCAGAGUUGGUUUUCAUUCCAUAUUGAGAUCCCGGACAUACUGGCUCAGGUAAAGAUGUGCUCACUUUAUUUUGGUUGUUUUUAAUCCUUAAACUUAAGUGUAUACUCUGCGUAGAAUAACCAUUACAGCUUAGUGCAGUAGUUCCAAUGCAGAGAGUCUGUGGCUACUAACCCACUUUUUUGUCAAACCAUUUGGGAGCAUUUUGACACUGGACUUUGGCUAGCAUCCAGUGACUGCACCCCUCGCCACAGGGAUAAUGUGGAAUUUACAUUUUUGCGCUAUAAAUGUUAUGUCCAACCGGGACAGCUGUGGGGUUAUCCUGAAUUGUCAGCCAAUCAAUGCCAUCCAGGUUGCAUAAAAUUGCUAUUGAUACAAAAAUGUUAAUUGAUCACUAUCAGUAUGGCUGAAGAGGGGGGAAGUAUCCAGGUAUUUGGGAGAAUCUAAUUGGUUUGACAUUAAACCAUGGAUAGAACCAGGACACUCUAAUUAAUGUAACUACUACAGUGAGCUAGAAUGGUUAUGGUGCUUACAAUUUCCUUUUAAUCAUUAUUUUCUCACAUUCACUGCUUCUCUCUCCACUCCCAGCAAACCUAGCUUCCCUUAGUUUUCUCUACCAUUUUAUUGAGUCUGACUUUCUUUUCUAGAAUUCUGGAGAUAUCUAUGAAUGUAGCAUUGAUAACAGAUACAUCAUGACACCAGAUGAAAUGAGUCAGCCUAAUUGUUCCAGUCUGGAUAAUAGCGUUCCUGAAAAUUCUGAGAACCUACCACAUGACCACUUACCUGCUAUGUGGACUCAAGAUCAACUUCUUCUCAAAUUGCAGGACAUCCAGCAUUGCUCUAUGCUGGAGGAGGGACAAUCUGUAAAAGUAAGUUUAAGGUGGAAUUCCAGUUCUAGUUCGAUAUAACAGAUAUCUUAACAAAUGUAGGACAGCACAACACAAUCAAUGCCAUCAGGUUGUAUAAAAUUGGUAUUGAAGAGAAAUGGUAAUUCCUCACUAUUUUACAACAAACUAGAAAAGAAAAUGGCAGUCAUAUCUCCUAAGAUCAGGGAGCUAUUUCCUUAUCCGUAUAUUUAACAUGUGAUUGUGAGAUGUGAACAAUAACAUUAAACAUAGAAUUUCAGUCUUUUAUUCAGUGGCGCCAGUUCUGAGAAAUGACAAUAAAACCCAACAUUAAUGUGUCUGACUUUCUUUUCUAGGAUUCUGGAGAUUGCUAUGAAUGUAGCAUUGAUAACAGAUUCAUCAUGACACCAAAUGAAAUGAGUCACCCUAAUUGUUCCAGUCUGGAUAAUAGUGUUCCUGAACAUUCUGAGGACCUACCACAAGACCACUUACCUGCUAUGUUGAUCCAGGAUCAGCUUCUUCUCAAAUUGCAGGACAUCCAGCAACGCUCUGUGCAAUCUGUGAAAGUAAGUUUAAGGUGGAAUUUCAGUUCUAGUUUGAUAUAACAGAUGUCAUAACAAAUGUAGGACAGCACAACACAAUGAAUGCCAUCAGGUUGCAUAAAAUUGGUAUUGAUACAGAAAUGUUACUUCCUCACUAUCAGUAUGACUGAGGAGGGGGGAGGUAUCUGGGAACUUGGAAGAAUCGAAUUGGUUUGACAUUAAACCAGGGAUAGCACCAGGACACUCUAAUAGUAAUUAAUGUAACUACUACAACAAACUAGACUGGUUAUGGUGCUUACAGUUCCCUUUUAAUCAUUAUUUUCCCAAAUUCACUACUUCUCUCUCCAGUGGCGUACACACAAUCCAUGGGGCCCUGGUGCAAAACUGACCCUGCCCCCACCACCACCCCACCCCACCCACCACCCCAUUCCCCCCGCUGCCACCCCAUACAGACACUCACAGAGAUACACACAUACGUACUGACACAUACAUUCACAUACAUAGACUAACAUGCAGACACACAGACACAUACGUAGACACACACACACACACAAAUACAUAGACACACAGAAACACACACACAGACACAUACAUAGACAUACACAGACACAUGCAUAGACAGACACAUACAUACAGAGACACACAUACACACACAGACUCACAGACACAUACAUACAGUCACACACACAUACAUACAGACACAUACAGAGACACACAUACAAACAUACAUACAGACACAUACACAGAGACACACACACACGUGCAAAAUAUUUUAGUCACCCUCCUAUUACCUACCGUUUAGGUGCAGGAGGGUGACUUCCCUGGGGUCCAGUGGUCAGAUUGAUGGGAGUCAGACUUCCCACUCUGACUCCCUCUGCUUUCUCCAGCACGGCUCCUGGUGGUUGCUGGGAGGAGUGACUGCGGAAGUCACUUCCUCCCAGCGUCUGACAUCAUCAAAGUGGGCCCGGUCGCGCUUUUACCAGGCCCACUCUGAUGAUGAUAUUCAUUUCCAUCGGGUUUCCUUAACAGCAUGGGCCACCCAAUGGGCCCCUUCACCUGUGGCCCGGGUAAGUAUACUGCUCGGUCGGGGCCACAACACAUGGCAGCAGGCACGCGGUAUGUACGCAGCUGUCUCUCUCCACUCCCAGUAAACCUAGCUUCCUUUAGUUUUCUCUACAAUUUUAUUGUGUCUGACUUUCUUUUCUAGGAUUCUGGAGAUAGCUAUGACUGUAGCAUUGAUAACAGAUACAUCAUGACACCAGAUGAAAUGAGUCACCCUAAUUGUUCCAGUCUGGAUAAUAGCGUUCCUGAAAAUCCUGACAACCUACCACAUGAUCACUUACCUGCUAUGUGGAUUCAAGAUCAGCUUCUUCUCAAAUUGCAGGACAUCCAGCAUAGCUCUAUGCUGGAGGAGGGACAAUCUGUGAAAGUAAGUGUAUGACGGUAUUCCAGUUCUAGUUCGAAAUACCAGGUGUCUUAAUAAAUGUAGGACAGCACAACACAAUCAAUGCUAUACAGGUUGUAUAAAAUUGGUAUUAUUACAGAAAUGGUAAUUACUCAUUAUUUUGUAACAAACAAUAAAAAAAUCCCAAAAUGGCAGUCAGAUAUCUCAUUGGAUCAAGAAGCUUUUUCUUUAUCCAUAUAUUUAACAUGUGUUUGUGAGAUGUGAACAAUAAAAUUACAUGUAGAAAUUCACACCUCUUUAUCCUGUAACCGGACAUCUCCAUCUUAGCUCCCUGUCAAUCAUUGUUAAAAGCUUCACCCUUUGUAUCUGCAGUCAGCACAGAGAGAGCAUCCAGAGAGGAGGAGAAAGGAAACAAUGUUUCUAUAUCUCCUCUUCAUUUGCAUUGUGUGCCCUGGCUGUGCCAGAACAAAACAAAAAAGAAAACAGAGCAUCUCAUGAAAAAUGUUACAAUUUAGGUGAUUUUCUGUAGUUAUUUUAAAUGGCGCACUUUAGAGAGAAGUGACAAUAAAUCCCGACGUUAAUUGUGUCUGACUUUCUUUUCUAGGAUUCUGGAGAUAGCUAUGACUGUAGCAGUGAUAACAGAUUCAUCGUGACACCAGAUGAAAUGAGUCACCCUAAUUGUUCCAGUCUGGAUAAUAGCGUUCCUGAAAAUCCUGAGGACCUACCGCAAGAUCACUUACCUGCUAUGUGGAUUCAACAUCAGCUUUUUCUCAAAUUCCAGGACUUCCAGUAUCGCUCUGUGCAAUCUGUGAAAGUAAGUUUAAGGUGGAAUCACAGUUAUAGUUUGAUAUAACAGAUGUCUUAACAAAUGUAGGACAGCACAACACAAUCAAUGCCAUCAGGUUGUAUAAAAUUGGUAUGGAUAUAGCAAUGUUAAUUCUUCACUAUCAAUAUGGCAGAGGAGGGAGGAGGUAUCCAGGUACUUGGAAGAAUCUAAUUGGUUUGACAUUAAACGAGGGAUAGCACCAGGACACUCUAAUAGUAAUUAAUGUAACUACUACAGUGAGCUAUAAUGGUUAUCGUGCUUACAGUUCUCUUUUAAUCAUUAUUUUCCCAAAUUCACUUCUUCUCUCUCCGCUCCCAGCAAACCUAGCUUCCUUUAGUUUUCUUUACAAUUUUAUUGUGUCUGACUUUCUUUUCUAGAAUUCUGGAGAUAUCUAUGAAUGUAGCAGUGAUAACAGAUACAUCAUGACACCAGCUGAAAUGAGUCACCCUAAUUGUUCUAGCCUGAAUAAUAGCGUUCCUGAAAAUUUCGAGGACCUACCACAUGACCACUUACCUGCUAUGUGGAUUCAGGAUCAGCUUCUCAGAAUGCAGGACUUCCAGUAUUGCUCUGUGCAAUCUGUGAAAGUAAGUUUAAGGUGGAAUUCCAGUUCUAGUUCGAUAUAACAGAUAUCUUAAAAAAUGUAGGACAGCACAACACAAUCAAUGCCAUCAGGUUGUAUAAAAUUGAUAUUGAUACAGAAAUGGUAAUUCAUUGGUAUCAGUAUGACUGAGGAGGGGGAAAAAAAACAGGUAUUUGGAAGAAUCUAAUUGGUUAAACAUUAAACCAGGGAGAACGGCAGGACACUCUAGUCACUAUAACCACUACAGCGAGCUAAAAUGGUUAUGGUGCUUACAGUUCCCUUUUAAUCAUUAUUUUCCCACAUUCACUGCUUCUCUCUUCACUCUCAGCAAACCUAGCUUCCUUUUCACUACCCCGUGCUUCCUUUCCUUUAUUGAUCAAUAUGUUUCAGACUCAAUCGUACAAACCCCCAACACCGUGGGUGAGCUUUCUAGUUGAGAUUAUGGCUGCUAUCCCUUUAUAAAAGGAGAGCGGGUUAUGGCCUUCACAGUUUGCUCCAUACAUAGUUUCUGCUGCCUUGUCAAAUUAAAAUAAACACACAUUUUUAAAAAAUGAAAAGAAUCAUAUAAAAAUGAUAGAAAGUAUGAAAUGUAUACGAUAAUUUGCAUUUCUUGAUCAAUUGAGUUGCUGAAUUCUGGGUUUAGUAAAUAAAUCAGAGCGUUUGAUGGUUUAUCAAAGGGUAACAAUCACUUCCCAGGACGUUUAAUAUUAUAUUUACUUAUCCCUAAAUUCAACGACUAUCUGUUUGUGAGAUGUGAACGAUAAAAUUAAACGUAGAAAUCCACACCUCUUUAUACUGUAACUGGGCGCCUCCAUCUUAGCUCCCUGUCAGUCAUCGUUAAAAGCUCCGCCCUUUGCAUCUGACCGUCAGCACAGAGCGAUCAUACAGAAAGGAGGAGAAAUGAAACAAUGUUUCUAUAUGUCCUCUUCAUUUGCAUUGUGUGCCCUGGCUGUGCCAGAACUAAACAAAAAGAAAACAGAACAUCUCAUGAGAAACUGUUAACAUGUAUGUGAUUUUCAAUUUUUUAUUCAAUGGCGCACUUUCCAGAGAAGUGACGAUAAAACCCUUUUAUCGUGUCUGACUUUCUUUUCUAGGAUUCUGGAGGUAGCUAUGGAUGUAGCAUUGAUAGCAGAUUCAUCAUGACACCAGAUGAAAUGAGUGAACCUAAUUGUUCCAGUCUGGAUAAUAGUGUUUCUGAAAAUUCUGAAGACCUAUCACAUGACUACUUACCUGCUGUGUGUACUCAGGGUCGGCCUACUCUCAGAAUGCAAGACUUCCAGCUUUGCUCUGUGCUGGGUAAAGGGCAAUUUGGGAAAGUAAGUUUAUGGUGGAAUUCGAGUUCUAGUUCGAUAUAACAGAUGUCUUAAAUUCAGGAUAGCACAACACUUUAUUCUUUCAUUUCAGGUUCUGCUGGCCGAGCACAAGGAAACAACCAACAUGUACGCCCUGAAAUUCAUAAAAAAAGUAAACUUAGAAUCACCACAUCAGUUCAACAAGUCAGUGAAUGCAGUAAUAAAUAUCUUGUGUUUGUGAAGAGGACCAUGUCCUGUUUCUGUGGGGGGUUUUUUCAUUUGAUUUUAGAGUCAAAGAAAAUAAACUUUUAUUUUCCUUUCCAGCCUUCUGAGUGAAAAGCGGAUAUUCCAGACAGUGAGCAAUAGGCGGCACCCAUUCCUUAUGAACUUGUUUGGGUGUUUCCACACCCGAGAUCACGCCUGCUUUGUUAUGGAGUAUGCAGCAGGGGGCGACCUUCUUACAUGCCUUGAUAACAACCAUGGCCCAUUUCCAGAACCCAGAGCAGUGUGAGUAUAAGCAGCAUUCUGUCCAUUUAUCGAUAUCUCAUCCAAUGUUCUACAGAUGGUGGCUUGAGCUGGGCUACACCUUCCAUAACAUCUUGUCAGAUUAUGAAUUAAUUCUGGGAUAUCACACUUUGUUUAAAUUCUGUGUUUAUUUAGUUUAGAAUGACUUUAAACUGUAUAACUUUAUAUCCUAGAAUGACUUUAAACUGUAUAACUUUAUAUCCUAUGAGCUGCUGUAUAUAUCUUUACCAUUAUGUGUCAAUGCUGGAUCAGAGCAGUUACUUCUGACCACAUACACCGCUGUCUGCACCAACUAUGUCUAAUGACUCUGCAAGUAUCGGCAUUGGUGAAUUGAACCUGCUGUAAGUGAUAAACAACCAAUCACCAUUGUAUCAGCUCAUACAUAACACACUAGCAGUGAAAGACAUGAGGAAACCUGGGAAUUAAUGUACUCUGUCAGAAUACAGAGUUGGAUAUAUGGAAUAAAACCAUUUAAUCGUGCAAACACUGUAUCUUCUAGAAAGCCAUUCAUUUAUUUAUUUUCCCCCAGAUUUUAUUCUGCAUGUGUCGUCCUUGGACUUGAGUAUUUACACGAACAAAACAUCGUCCACAGGUAAGCCUAUAAAAAAACAAAACGACACGUUAUUUAAGUGUUAUUUAUAGCACACAGUCUGUCUAACCCAGUUUAAUUAUCUAGAUUAAGUUAUUAAUUUUAACCAAUUAAAAACCCUGAACAAUGAGAGCUAUUCUAAGUGCUUCUAGUGUUAUGUAAAAUGAAUAAAACUUCCUUUUCUACAUUUUAAUCUAGAGAUCUGAAGCUUGAAAACAUUGUUCUGGAUGAGAGAGGAUUUGCGAAGAUUACUGACUAUGGUCUCUCUAAAGAAGGUAAAUAGAAUGCUCUAAUAUAAUUUUAGAUACAAAAAGGUCACACUUACUAAGUUCAAAUCAGUUAUCUUUCAUUUAAACAGCCAUUUAACAUAUAAUAGGAUGUCUAUAAAAGGUAUGCUUAAUUCCAAAACUGACAUAAAGGAACUUUAUAACAUUAAAAAUAAGAGCAUUUAUUUUAAAUGUAAAUUAUUCCUAAGUGGGCCUCCCGUUUCUUUUCCAGCAAUUUUUUAUGAAUGGGCAGUGACUGAUUGCUGAGAGCGUCAGCUGACCGCUCCCAGACAAUCAGCAGUCCCCCUGCCCAGUGGCACUCCGUGCUUCUUAAAACUGUAAUUUCAGAAGCCGGAUGCCGCCUGAGGGAAGUAGUGAUUGGAGAUGGAGGCUCACUUUGAGAUUAAACAGUUCAAGAAUGGUUUGACCACUUGAGAUAGGCGUGCGCCCUGGAGGCCUCCUGGCACCAUAACAACUUCAACUACGUUUUUAUGGUGCCCGGAGUGUAAGUGUAUAAAGUACUUCUGUUUUUUUUUUGUUUUUUUAUCAAACUAUAUUUAAGUAUUUUCCUGAUAGUCAGACCCAGCCACGGUGCUGCCACUGCGAUAAUUGAAAUUUUCGGAUGGAAAUGAUAUGAGAAGUUGCGGCAGCAACAAACUUAAAGAAAGUCAUAUCCAAAUGUAAAUUGCUCAAAUUGAACAUCUAUCCUCAACUUAUAUACAAUUCUAUUUUCACUAUUUCUGAGGAAUUGGAUACGGAGAUAGAACAAACAGCAUUUGUGGAACUCCUAAUUAUCUGGCUCCUGAAAUGGCCAAGCGCAAGACAUAUACAAGAUCUGUGGACUGGUGGAGCUUCGGAGUAGUUAUUUAUGUAAUGUUAACUGGAAACGUAAGAACAAUCUUUCAUUAAGAAUUUAUAGUCAGAUUUCUGUUUAGAAAAUAUAAAGAGAUUCUGCCAAGUAUUUGCUUUUAACAUGACAGCAAUCUUUAUUAAAAAGUUGCUCUAUUUAUUUUUGGUUUUGUUUUAUUACUUUUUGUUGGCCUCCCCUCUUCCAAUAAUUCCUCUCUCUCCAACAUUCACACCCACAUUUGUAUACAAACGUAUCUCACCCCAAAACAGACACCCCCAAUUAAUUAACUCCUCCCUUCCAAACACAGACCCCACAUUCCCUGACCGUUAUUUUUGCACUCGUUUACCUGUCAUUUUCCUUCAACUAUUAUAUUCCAACAUUUCUUUACAAUGAACCCAUCCUUAUCCAAAUCACAUCUCAAAUUAACCCCUCCCCAUAAUAGAUCCAGACAGCUUCAAUACCCUGUAAUUAACCCCUGACCCUUGGUUCCCAAAUCUAAAUCUUUUACCAAUGAAUUAUCUCCAUCUUCUGCUCUGCCCCUGGUCCAGUUACUUAGUGCUCUGGUGGCUGACAAUGUGUGCGUACAUCGUGUGUAACCCUCUGUAUACCACUUCUUUGUGAAUACCUAUACGGUCAGAAGAUGUUUAGUAGUUCUGACUCUAAUAAACAUCCCACCUACUAACUUGCUUAAAUGUUUUGUAUUUAACUUUUUUUGUCUCCUGACAAAAAGAAAAAAGCCAUCGUAAUCCAAUGUUACUGUACAAAAUAAAACAAAUAAUACUAGAUGACAAUUUAAAAAGUAAAUAAAUAAAAACACCAGGAGAAAAUUAAUUAUACAAUAGACCAUGGGUGCCAAAAAGGUAGAUCUUCCAUGAUGCUUUUUCAUUGUAAAGGUAUGCAAAGCAUCAUGGGAGUUGUUGUUAGAGAGCAUCUGGGGAUCUACCUUCUAGGCACCCCCUGAUAUAGACCUUCCAGUCCUUUAUCUCAGAGCUCAAAAAUUGAUAUUCCCUGCGGUCUUGAAAAUCGCUCAGCGUUUUGAAAAUUCCAGCCAAUCACAGUGCAUCUCCGGACGCGUUUCUCUCCCCUGCGGUACGCCUGAUGAUGUAUUUCACGACAGCGUUCAGUUAUCUUUCACAUAUUAUAUACACUCGCACACACAUGGUUGUUGAGUUGUGAUAUACACAUUGUGUCAUCUGUACUACGAAGAUUAUAAAACCCUAACUAUUAAUUUAUUGCUCAGCUUUCAGCUACUACAAUUUACAACUUAUUCAAACCUUAACUGAGGUUUUUUUAAAUGUAAUUUUUCUCUAGUUACCCUCCGAAGGCCGUGAUGUUGAGACGCUUUAUGCUAAAAUUGCCAAAUGUAAACUAAAAAUUCCAGAGUCAUUGUCUAGUGAAGCCACUUCAAUACUGAGUAAGGUAAGUUGUCACGCAAAUUUAAUAUAUCAUACAACCCAUGCUGAAAACAUGCAUUCGCCAUCGAUGAGUGGAGAUUCAGACCUAGCAAGCUGCCCUGAGAUAGGGGAAUUCUGUAGAAUGGGCAGUAAAGAAUGGAGGUCCGGCUGACCUUUGGGAGAGGAAAUGUAUCAGUUUUUUUAUUUUAUGUUUAUACAAUAGUUCUCUUAUUGGUCAUGCAAAUUUUCAAUGCUAUAUAUUCACCUUGAAUUGGAUGUAGCUAGCUGUGUGUGUUAAUGCUGGUAAAGAAACAUUCAUUAUUACAGAGUAUUAAAACAAAACCCGAAAUAUCUGCUCACUUAUUCUAUGACAUCCAUAAAUGAUGCAAUAUUACAUCUAACACUCAUUCUCUAUAGUUAUGUGACUCACAGCGCCCACUAGUGACUUGUAUAAAAACAUAGUAGCAGUUACAAACCGUGUACAAACACCACCACGAUUUAUCCUGGUGUAAAACAUUGCAUUGCCAGCAUCCCCCUCAAACAGUGAGAUUACUACCCACUAUAUGUUUAUUUAUAAUUAAUAGCGAUAAUACACAUUUUUCCUUUACCUUUGUUCUGUCCCUUUGAGUAUAACGCUGAAGAAGUAAAUACGAAAAGACAAAAAUAAUGCAUUUCACAUGAACAGUACUGAGCAUUGAACAUCUCAAAAUACACUCAGCGCUGGUGCAAGGGUUCUUGGCUACACAGGCAAAAAUCCAUUUAGCGCCCCCUUUCACACUCUUCUCCCCCUGUUGUGCAGUUCUCACACAGAUAUCUCGUACCCUGGAUGGAGCCGCACACCCACAGGACCUCCAACAGGGCCCGACUUACUGUUAAUGUUCCUGAUGUUUAGCAUUAAAAUUAACAAAACCUAUUUUACAAAAUUCCUUUUACAGUUACUGACUAAAAAACAUGAGAAACGUCUAGGAUCCAGUGAGAAAGAUGCACAGGAAGUGAAGGACCAUCCUUAUUUUCAAGUACGUACAUAUGUUUUUUUGUUUUGUGUUUUUUACUGUGGUUUUGUCACUAAAUAUUUGUGUGAUUUUAGGAAAAAUAAAAUCUUUGUAAUAUACUGAAAUUCUAACACAGCCAAAAGAGAACAUAAGAAAACUAGAGAAUCCUAUUGGGAUCUAAACAAAAUGUGGCUUUUUGGGCAUAUUAGCUGUUAUCUUGUAUUUUAUACAGUCUUGGUUUGUACGUGAUGCUCAUUAUUUUACAAAUUCCUUUCCAGCAUAUAGAUUGGAACGCAUUAUUAUUACAAAAUGUGACACCUCCAUUUGUGCCAACCAUCAACGGAGCCGAAGAUGUCAGCAACUUUGAUGCGAUAUUCACCUCGGAAGUGCCUAUUAUAACUCCACCAGCAAGACGAAGAGUUCCACCGUUAAUGGAGAAGAAGACAUUUGAGGAUUUUUGUUGGAGGGCAGAUUGGAGUUAA
Messenger RNA from Pelobates cultripes (western spadefoot toad), 18432 nucleotides. Lineage: Eukaryota; Metazoa; Chordata; Amphibia; Anura; Pelobatidae. The record is from the annotation of a GenBank genome assembly.